AUGGAUGUAAAUGGUCCCAAGCGCUGGGAGCCUCACAAGUCACUUGAUCUGAACUCUCACUCAACCCUGGUAAACAAGAAUCUGCUACAAGAACCUUGUAACAUGGUUGGUAGCAGGGUACCAACAAAGAUGUGUGCCGUGGUUAUCGACAUGGGUACUGGCACAUGUAAGAUGGGCUUUGCUGGACAGUCUCGACCCACCUACAUUGUGACCAGCCUCGUUGGCUGCCGCCCCAAGAAACAAACCACCACGGGGCAAUCCAAAAUGGAAACGUUUGUUGGUGAGGCAGCCCAUGCUUGCCCAGACUUAACCCUGACGCAGCCAGUUCGUAAUGGUAUUGUGGUGGACUGGGAAGCAGCUGAUCUCUUCUGGCGCCACAUCCUGGAGAAUGACCUCCGAGUGGCCACCCAGGACCAUCCUCUGCUUUUCACCGACCCACCCUUCAACCCUGCCAGCAACCGUGAGAAGCUGAUGGAAGUAGCUUUCGAGUCUCUGCACUCCCCUGCCAUAUAUGUGGCAUCCCAGUCCGUGCUGUCAGUCUAUGCCAACGGGUGCGUUAAUGGGCUGGUGGUAGACACUGGACAUGGGGUCAGCUACACAGUGCCAGUCUUCCAAGGCUACAACCUACCCAAUGGCAUCCAGCGCCUGGACCUAGCUGGCCACUACUUGACUACCUUCUUGGCAGAGAAAAUCUUUGGAUCUAACUUCCCGCUCAAGAAGGAAGACAUGGACACCAUGGAGAGCAUCAAGCACCAUUACUGCUAUGUGGUCUCAGAUUUCAGUAAGGAGCAAGGGCGCCCGGAUGACAAAUUCCGGAGGUGCCUGAAGCUGCCGGAUGGAAAGAUGAUCACAGUGGGGAAGGAACUCUUCCAGUGCCCUGAGCUACUAUUCCAUCCCCCAGAGACCUUGGGACCUCCAUCCUUGGGUCUCCCCAGCAUGGUGGAACAGAGCCUCUGCACUGUGCCCCAGGAGCUGCGGGCAGACAUGGAGCAAAAUGUGCUGCUGUGUGGAGGCUCCUCUCUGUUCACUGGAUUCGAAAGUCGCUUCAAGGCUGAGCUGCAGCGCUGUCUUAGGCCGGAGGCGCAUGUGGCUGUGGAAGCCCAGCCCAACAGGAACCUCUCGGUGUGGAUUGGGGGGUCCAUUCUGGCUUCGCUGUGUGUUUUCCAGUCCCGCUGGAUCCUGCGUGAGCAAUACGAGGAACAAGGUUCCGAUAUAGUGCACCGCAAAUGCUCUUGA
Messenger RNA from Psammomys obesus (fat sand rat), 1236 nucleotides. Its product is annotated as actin-like protein 9. Gene Ontology annotation, cellular component: NuA4 histone acetyltransferase complex; axon; cytoplasm. NCBI's taxonomy places the organism in Eukaryota, Metazoa, Chordata, Mammalia, Rodentia, Muridae. The record is from RefSeq and is a predicted model, not a curated record. Bases 1 to 1236 code for a protein of 411 amino acids. Gene Ontology annotation, molecular function: nucleosomal DNA binding; protein kinase binding. The transcript has a single exon. Gene Ontology annotation, biological process: cell motility; axonogenesis.